Molecule: messenger RNA, 881 nt
Organism: Pollicipes pollicipes
Lineage: Eukaryota; Metazoa; Arthropoda; Thecostraca; Pollicipedomorpha; Pollicipedidae
Product: bicaudal D-related protein homolog
Exons: 5
Source: RefSeq, a predicted model, not a curated record
UGAGCCGCCCGCCCUCGGGGGAGGUGACGCUAAUGGAGCUCGGAGACGGCGUCGAGUGCGACGAGCCGAUGGUGCCGGAGGUUGGCUCGGAGGAGCUGCGCACGCUUCGCCGGGAGGCGCUUCUGACGGCCGGCCAGCUGCGGGAGCUGGUGGACCUGCUGCGAGCCAGCCAGGCAGAGCCGGAGCCGGCGCCGGAGCUCACCGAGAUAACACCGGCGACAUCAGGCUACCAGCACCAGCAGCAGACUCAGACCCUGGAGCAGCUGGAGCAGGAGGUGACCCGGCACAGCCACCAGCUGGCUAUGAGGGAGAAACAAUGCAUAGCCUUACAAGAAGAAAGGGACGUAUUGUCCACCGAGCUGCAAGAGGCGUACGUGGCGAAAGAUGACCUCGUCCGCAAGGCGUGGGAGGCGCGGGACCAGGCCGUCCGCAGGAAGAGCGCCGCUGAGCUCGAGCUGGCUAAGGCGCGCAUCGACGUGCUACAGACCAACUCGCAGCUUCUCGAGUCAAUUCAGCACAAGGUGCGCCUCUCCUGCCAGCUGGACCAGUGGCAGUCGGACAUGCAGGAACUUCUCGACGCAGAGAUUCAGAAGAAACUCAGUCGCACCGAACGGAAAUCCAGCACCGAUCCCAGUACAACGUCCGCACCGCCGCCCAGGGGACGCAUAUCGAUCAUGCGUCUCUUCGGUCGAUCGUAGCGCCGCGCGGCGACGUUUCACUAAGUUAUCGUUGUUUUCUGUUCGGCUAGAUGGCCAUGCCGCAAGCCGCGUAACCACAUUGGCGUGGGCCCAACGACUGGUGGUAUCUGUGAUAUAGUGAUGGGAGAUCUGAUAUAAUGGACAAGUGAGCUGCACACUUUCAAAUAUAAUCAAUGAACUACC